This is a messenger RNA of Cryptomeria japonica (Japanese cedar), 1367 nucleotides long. RefSeq lists its product as uncharacterized. Bases 338 to 769 code for a protein of 143 amino acids. The record is from RefSeq and is a predicted model, not a curated record. The transcript has a single exon. NCBI's taxonomy places the organism in Eukaryota, Viridiplantae, Streptophyta, Pinopsida, Cupressales, Cupressaceae.
UAGUACCUGCUUUCCUUUUAAGCUCUUUUUCAGUGUGCGAGAGGAUGGGCGCCUAAAAGAAAACAAUAGUCCAGCUCACAGACCUUUCGGCGGAGAUACCGAAAGACAUCCUUGCGUGUGUGCGGCUAGAUUCGAACCUAAGACCAACGUCACCAUCAGACAGCAGAGUAAUACAAUUUGUGGACGGCAGCUCACGAGCUGGGAACACUAGAGACCAAAACCCUCUUGUAGAAACCGCCAUAAAUGGCUUUACAUAUCCACAAAAUGGCCCUGUCAAGAAACCCUAACUGGCAAAGCUGAAAUCCGAAUGGCUUGGUAGGUCACAGAAUCUAUCGAGAUGGAGAUUCUGCGAUGGGCUUUCUUGUUCGGGAUUGAACACAGGACCGUCAGGCUUUUCGCGGCCGCUAUCGCGGGGCUGUGCGUGGUGGCCUUUCUGGUGGCCCUGUGCGCCAAGGCAGUGGUAAGUAACAGGGAGGUCGCGAGUUCGAGCCCCAGUGGCAGAUGGAAGGCCAUGCGGAGCAAAAUGUUGAGCGCCGUCAGAAAGGGAGGGUUUCGAAGAAGUGUGAAGGAUGACGAAGGGGAGAUUUCGUUUCUGGGCGAGACAGAGGAAGGAAGGAGGAUUUCUGUUGCCACACCGCCGCCUUUGUGGCAGAAGAAGAUUAUUAUGGGCGAGCGCUGUGAGCUUCCUACCUUCAGCGGCCUCAUUCUUUACGAUGAGAAGGGAAAUGCUCUUCCUCAUGCCAGUAGAAAGACUACGGAUUUCCGUUAACUGACGGCUGCUGGUGCGCCGAAUCACUGUGCAGCUAGGGUUUUGGAACUAUUUGUGUAUUUUAUUAGCCUGUAUUUUUCGCCUAGAAGCAGAGUCCCUCGACGCUCAUGUAUGUUUAACUUUAUCUUUAUGUAAUUUAUGUAUCUUUUCAGAGCAUCGAAUCUGGAGAUAUUUAGAAAAUACUGGUGUUAUAGGGAGCUAUGAAAUGAAUAAUUCAGCAGACUGGAAUACAUUUAUUAGGUUCUUGUAACAGUUUCUUAUUGUCUCUGAACAAUAAGAAAAGGAUUUUAGAGUUCCUGACUAGUUCCAUGAAGCUUCAAAGCCCCACAACAUGAGCUUGAUCGAAGAUGCAAACUCAGAUUUAUCAUUUUUCUGGUUUUAUAUCUGAAAUUAUUUCUCAAAAGCAGUCUUUUUUUUCCUGUAUACCCUUCUAGAAUAGAAUUUGAUGGAAAUCAGAAAUCAGAUUUUCAGAGAGUUGGGUUAGCUUUUUUAUAAGCCUGCACUUUAUAGGUUAAUUGGAUGAUCAGAUAAUUUAUAAGCAUUGAAAGCUUCUGGGUAUAACUGUAUAUAUAUUUUUUAAUGUAUAUUUUUGAAUCAA